AUGUGGGACGGACGAAUCGACCCAUGGCGACUCAAAGCCAGCUGUGUGCCCCGGAAUGCCCACGUCCUGCACCCAUCCUCCAUGCCCAUCCCCAUCUCAAUCCCCCCCUUCCACGUGUCCCCUCCAUAUUCCCCCAGCGCGCUGCGGCGUCCGGCCCUGCGUUCGUCCCCAUCCUUCCCAGUGCACUCCCCUCCCUCUGUUCGCUUCCGCACCCCCCCUCACCGGCCUCCCUCACCGCUCCUCCACCACUCGCCCUCGUUCCCUGCGGUGGCGCUGCCACAUGGGGUGCUGGCGGCCUCUGCGUCCCCUCCUGCUGCGCCCCGCCGAGCACAUCACACCGUGUCCUUUGCUGACCACUCUGCCUGUGUCCCUCAGGAGCUGCACCGGCGCUAUGAGGCAGCUCCCGAGUCCACCAAGACCAAGGCCCUGCAGACCGUCAUCGAAAUGAAGGAUGCAAAGAUCAGCUCAAUGGAGCGCGGCCUGAGGGAGCUGGAGGAGGAGGUGAAUAUGUUGAAGUCAAACGGAGCUCUGAGCAGCGAGGAGCGUGAGGAGGAGAUCAAACAAAUGGAGGUGUAUCGCUCCCACACCAAGUUCAUGAAGAACAAAGUUGAGCAGCUGAAGCAGGAGCUGAGUCAGAGCCGCUCACAGACGGACGAGCUGCAGCAGCGGGUGUGCGAGCUGCAGAGCAAAGACUCAGUGGAGCAGGCCAAGCAGGACUUGAAUCGAAAGGACAGUGAGCUGCUGGGGCUGAGGACCAAGUUGGAAACGCUGAACAACCAGUUCUCUGACAGUAAACAGCACGUAGACGUUCUGAAGGAGUCUCUCACGGCCAAGGAACAGAGAGCAGCUAUUCUACAGACCGAGGUGGAUGCACUGCGCCUGCGUCUGGAGGAGAAAGAGUCCCUUCUGUCCAGAAAGACGCAGCAGAUCUCCGAGCUUACAGAUGAGAAGAGCACUCAGGCAGGAGAGAUCAGUGACCUCAAGGACAUGCUGGACGUCAAGGAGCGCAAAGUGUCUGUGCUGCAGAAGAAGAUCGAGAACCUGCUGGACCAGCUGAAGGACAAAGACAAGCAGCUGAGUGGUCUGAAGGACAGACUCAAGUCUCUGCAGACCGACACCACCAACACAGACACUGCUCUAGGCACGCUGGAGGAGGCGCUGGCAGAGAAGGACAAAAUCAUUGAGCGGCUAAAAGAGCAGCGGGAGAAGGAGGAGCGGGAGAAGGGGGAUGAGAUGGAGAGCAGUAAGAAGGAGCAGAAGGAUCUGAAGGAGAAGGUGACCCAGUUGCAGAUCGAUUUAGCAGAUCGAGAGGGGUCUCUAUUGGACCUGAAGGAGAAAGCAUCCACCAUGGCCUCUGCUGCGGUGAAGAGGGACAACCGCCUCAAGACUCUGGAGAUCAGCUUGGAGCAGAAGAAGGAGGAGUGUGUCAAACUGGAGAACCAGCUCAAGAAGGCUCAGAAUGCGUCAGCGGAGUCCCGGGCCUCCUCUGAACUUAGUGAGCGCAUCUCCAGCCUGGAGCAGGACGUGUCCCGGCACAGAGAUGAGGCCACUAAAGCCCACGCAGAAGUGGAGAGGCUGCUGGACAUCCUCCGUGAGAUGGAGGAUGAGAAGAACGACAAGGAGAAGAAGAUCCAUGAGCUUGAGAGACAAAUGAAGGACCAGUCAAAGAAAGUGGCCAACCUGAAGCAAAAGGAGCAGCUGGAGAAGAGCCGCAACGCUCAACUGAUGGAGGAGGCCAAGAAGAGGGAAGACAACCUGAACGAGAGCUCUCAGCAGAUCAAGGACUCUCUGCGACACAAAGAAGAGCGCAUUGAGGAGCUGGAGGAGGCUUUGAGGGAGAGCGUCCAGAUCACAGCCGAGAGGGAGGUGGUGUUGGCCCAGGAGGAGCAUGCCCGAACCCACUCUGAAAAACAGGUGGAGGACUUGCUGACCGCUAUGGAGAAGGUCAAACAGGAACUGGAGUUGAUGAAAGCCAAGCUGUCGUCGACUCAGCUCUCAUUGGCCGAGAAGGAGAACCACCUGACCUCGCUGAGGGCCGAGCGCAGGAAGCACCUGGAGGAGGUCCUGGAGAUGAAGCAGGAGGCACUGUUGGCUGCCAUCAGUGAGAAGGACGCCAACAUCGCCCUGCUGGAGCUGUCCUCGUCGAAGAAGAAGAAGACCCAGGAGGAGGUGUCUGCUCUGAAGAGGGAGAAGGACAGCUUGGUGCUGCAGCUCAAGCAGCAGACUCAGAACAGGAUGAAGCUGAUGGCCGACAACUACGAUGACGACCAUUUGAAGGUGUCUGCUCCGAACCCUGUGGCGCCCAAUCACAAGCCCUCCCCGGACCAGAUGCUCUCCACUCUCCUGGAUCUCAAUCAGAACCGCAGCAAACUGAAGCUGUACAUUGGCCACCUGACCAGCCUGUGUCAGGAGAGAGACCCAAUCAUCCUGCAGGACUCGGCCCCGCCCCCCUCCUAUCAACGUUCUGACUCCGCCUCCUGGCACUCACAGCUUCAUGACAUGACGCAAGAGCAGCUGGAAGCUGAGUUGGCCCUUUGUGAACGGGAGGGGGCCGAACUGCAGGAGUACGCCAACCAGGUGCUGCAGCAGAUUGCUGACCGCUGCCCUGACAUCCUGGAGCAAGUGGUGAACGCACUGGAGGACAGCAGCUGA
This is a messenger RNA of Knipowitschia caucasica, 2652 nucleotides long. Lineage: Eukaryota; Metazoa; Chordata; Actinopteri; Gobiiformes; Gobiidae. The record is from the annotation of a GenBank genome assembly.